GCUUAGCCAACUUCACGACAUGUGCUUCUUAGUGCCUCACAAUUCAACACCAUGGUUUAUGUACCUGUUUUUAGUUUCCCCCACACGAUCCAUGAGUUUUUAUCUCGGUUUCGAUUAAUAAAAUCUUUGGUUUAGCAGAGUGAUCUUUUGGUUUUACUUACCUUAAGAUGAACAUUAUCAGGACAGUUUGAUACCAACUGAUCAAAAGUCUUUCCUACCACAAUCACCACACUUUUUUCCUACAUAUUUUGUUGGUUAGUUAAUCUUAGUUAAUAUAGAGUCCCAAAUAUAAACAUAAGCUGCAUGUAAAAAUAUACACAUGAAGACGAAAUCAAAGAACUAAAUCUUUCUAACAAGAUUCAACAUUUACUAAAUACCUUCGGUUUAAGCCUUGUGGAAAAAAUCUUCAAGAGGUUGAGCCUGAUUCUGAAGGUCAUCAGCCUUGGCAAAGAUAUUUACCUAACCAAGGAAAGAAAAACAAAAGUAGGAUUCAAUCAUAAUCGGGAAAACAUAUAAUCGAAACUGCUAACCUAUACAAACUUAUAUGACAAAAAUUCUAACAUGAAGUUAAUACAUAAGUCUGGAGUAAACUCAAAGAAUAUUGCUUUCGGUCAGUCUUGUGAUCAACUAAAACUUGUUCUAGCCUAGAAAUUCCAAUAUGUUCUCCAUCUGAUACGAUACAUCAGAAUAACCAUGCAAUACUUGAAAUUAUUAUUCCAAUAAAACAUCACAGUAUCUCAUCGAGCUCAUGGAAAAGAAGUUUCGCGACAUCGCUGAGAAAAUCAACAUUAGGCAUAAUUGGGAAGUGAAAAUAGUGAGUGAAAAUAUUGUUAUUUGCAACAUAUUUAUAAUAGUGGGCCGAUGGAUACCUGAAACGGCAGAAGUGGGAAAAAUAUGCUUAGUUCAACAUAGUGAAAACCUUUAUUAGAAGUGAUGAUAGAUGUGACGGAGGCUGGGUGAAUCUUCUUCUUUUUUUGAGCAAAGGCUGGGUGAACUCCUGAAGCUCUAAAUUAGGGUUCAUACGGAACGUCGGCAUGAUUGACAGAGAGGCAAGAGCGAUGACGAUCCGUAAUUUACUAAUUAUAAAUAUUGGUGGGCUUGAAUGAUAACUUGGUCGAUUGAGUGUUUUUACAUAGACCCAUUAAAAAAUAAAACAGAUGACAUUCAUAAAUAUAUAUUUGUUUCGGUCAUCAAUGUACAAAGUAUCCUUUAGUCUAGUGGUAUAAAUGUUGGUGUUUAUAUCAUAGUAACCCGGGUUCGAAAUACAAACUUGACAUUUUUCACACUUUUUAAAAGUGGAGCCCACUUACCUGCUGAUGUGUCGCAUCAGGAGUGAUGCAACUGCGCUAUUAUAAUGUAGAUUAUCAAAUUUACAAACAUCUCAUAAUGGUGAAAGUGUAAUUCAAAACAUUUAUGCAUGAAAAAACUCAGACCGUGCAUCAAGGUAAAAUAGUAGUACUCCCUCUAUAUACAAAUGCAUAAUGUUCUACAUUUUUAGCUUGUAUACAAAAGAUUGAUGUUUUAUAAUAUAAUUAAUAUAUUAUUUUUAAAACUAAAAAAUAAAUUAAAAAGUAAAAUUAUGAAAGUGGAAGACUAAGCAAAGGAGAGGUAAGCAUGGCCGGCAAAUUCGUGAUUCGUCUCAUUAGUUAUUACUUAUACAUUUUGUUAUUGGUUAUUGCUAGUUUCGUCCUAAGUGUUUUCUUAUUAUGUAUGAACUCUUUUCUAUCUUGAAGUGUGUUUCAUGCAAGUUUUUUUCUCACUAUAAAACUGUUAAGUCUUUGUAAACGUUUAUGUUUUAUUUUAAUUUAAAUGCCUUUAUUAGAAAAAAGAAUUUUAUUGAUAAAUCAAAAAUUAAUAAUUAGAAAAAUAUAUUAUUGUUUCUUAAUAUAUGCGAAAAAAUCUUAAACAACAUGAAUUUGUAUACAAAAGGAGUAUUAUAAUUCAUUUUUGUGCGACUUAUAAUUCAUUUUCUUACAAUACUAUAAUUACGUGUUAAACUGUAUAAGUAAACAUGACCAACAUGAAAGAACUCAGACCAGACAUCAGGGUAAGGGAGCAAAAUAAGGCAUUCUUUUAAAAUGCUAUAAUUACGCGUGUUAAAUUGUAUAAGUAAACAUGGUCGGAUCUGAUAUUCUGGGGUCCAAGUAAGAAAAGAAGAAAGAAUUAACCAAUUUAGUAGCUUAUGUCUCUAUAUAUUUAAGAUUGUGGGGAUAAAACAAAUGUUUUUAUUGGGUUAUGCCCAUAUAUGGCUCUGAAAGUAAACAUGUGGUAAAUGGUUAACAAGUGGUAAUGAACGAGGGGCUUUGUUUUGUUUAUUUGUUUGGGUAAGGGAUCAAUGAAAUGUUAACUGAAUUAACCUCUUCUUGACCAUAUCCGUAAACGCUAAUUACGUCUUCUUUAAAGUAAAGUUUGUGGUGCAAAGAUCAUGACUAUAAUUAUCCCCAUUAAGUAGGAGAGGCAAAAUAAAACUAGUGGACAAUGAAUGAAGUACUAAUCUUUCUCACUUUCAAUAAAUACCAUCCCCGAAUAACUAGUUACUUUACAUUUUCCAAAUCCAAGAUCAACUCAAACAACCUUUUACGUUUGAGACAAGACAAGACAAGAAACAUGGAUUUCCUCACCGACCAAGUAAAGAAGAAAUUCUCCGACAAGAAACCGGAAACUUCAGACCCAGACCCGAACCACAACAAUAACAAACCGGGCCACACCGUUCCAACGCAUAAACCUGCUUCCAGCUCCGAUCCAACAAUGCAUAAGCCAGCUACAAACGCCGAGCUCAUGGCUAGCGCCAAGAUCGUAGCGGAGGCUGCUCAAGCCGCUUCUCGCAACGAGACAGACAAGCUCGACAAAGCUAAAGUCGCUGGAGCCACCGCCGACAUACUAGACGCAGCUCAAAGAUACGGCAAGCUUGAUGAAAAGAGUGGUGUUGGUCAGUACCUCGAAAAGGCUGAAAAUUUUCUCCACAAGUACGAGUCUUCACACUCUCACUCCUCUGGCGGUGCUGGUAGUCACGGUGGUGUCAGCGGAAGCCAUGGAGGAGGAGCUGGAGCACCGGCGGUUAAGAAAGAAGAUGAGAAAUCGGGAGGUGGCAGUCAUGGGUUAGGAGACUAUGCUAAGAUGGCUCAAGGUUUCAUGAAGUGAUUAUUAUUAGUAGAUCAACAAAUAAAUAAUUAUGGUAGUGAUAUAUAUUAUCUUCCAUGGUUACUAUUAAAUAUAAGUUGUCUGUUUUGAAUUUGUAAACUGAUAGAUCAUGUAAAAUAAAAUAUUAACGUUCGCUAGUUCUCAUUACUCAUGGGAAGCCAUUAACUUUGUAAAACUAGAGAUGAUCUUAAGACGAUGUUUGAAAAUCAGCAUCAGAAGAUAACCAAAACCUGAAUUAUAUUCAGAUUGAA
Molecule: messenger RNA, 3392 nt
Organism: Brassica rapa (field mustard)
Lineage: Eukaryota; Viridiplantae; Streptophyta; Magnoliopsida; Brassicales; Brassicaceae
Product: nodulin-related protein 1
Biological process (GO): regulation of abscisic acid biosynthetic process; response to heat
Source: RefSeq, a predicted model, not a curated record